Saccostrea cuccullata (small rock oyster) is the source of this 2907-nucleotide messenger RNA. Its product is annotated as nuclear receptor-binding protein-like. The transcript has 17 exons. Gene Ontology annotation, cellular component: endomembrane system; cytoplasm. The coding region runs from base 85 to 1755 and encodes 556 amino acids. The record is from RefSeq and is a predicted model, not a curated record. Gene Ontology annotation, biological process: intracellular signal transduction; protein phosphorylation. NCBI's taxonomy places the organism in Eukaryota, Metazoa, Mollusca, Bivalvia, Ostreida, Ostreidae. Gene Ontology annotation, molecular function: ATP binding; protein serine/threonine kinase activity.
GUUCUCAAGCUCACAUCCGGUUAACUUGGAAAGGAAGACAUUAUCACAUACUUUACAUAUUUUUAUGUUUAACGCAUUAUAGUAAUGGCAGAAACAGACGAAGGCAGUAAAAGUAAAGCUGACAGCGAAUCUGAAGACGAGAGUGAAGUUUUAGAGGAAAGUCCUUGCGGGAGAUGGCAGAAGAGACGGGAAGAGGUAGAGCAGCGAGAUGUGCCUGGUAUUGAUAAUGCGUUCCUGGCCAUGGACACUGAAGAAGGGGUGGAGGUUGUCUGGAAUGAAGUGCAGUUUUCAGGAAAUAGAAACUUGAAAGAACAACAGACUUCAGACACGGGCCGCCAGCGACGCAAAUCCGUCAUUCAGAACGAUUACCUGUUGAACACUUCAGACACCGGCAUUCCCCGGCGAAAAUCCUCCAUUCCGAAUGAUUACAUGUUCAACACUUCAGAAGCCAGCAAACCCAGGCGAAAAUCCUCCAUUCAGAACGAUUACCUGUUGAACGAAAAGAUCCGACAAGUCUUUAACAGUCUGAUACAACUAGAUCACCCAAAUAUUGUCAAAUUCCAUAAGUACUGGACAGAUACCAAAGAUGGACGACCAAGGGUUAUAUUCAUCACAGAAUACAUGUCCUCUGGCUCCCUGAAACAGUUCUUAAAGAGGACAAAGAAGAACAACAAAACAUUCCAGCUCAAGGCAUGGAAGAGGUGGUGUACACAGAUCUUGUCUGCUCUCAGUUACCUACAUUCCUGUGAGAUUAUACAUGGAAAUUUGACCUGUGAUACGAUAUUUAUUCAACACAAUGGGCUCAUCAAAAUAGGUUCCGUGGCCCCUGAUGCCAUGCACAUUGUGAAAACCUACAGAAAAGACAUCAAAAACAUGCACUGUGUGGCUCCUGAAUAUGAGGAUCCAUCUAGAUGCACUACUGCCAUAGAUAUCUACUCAUUUGGAAUGUGUGCUCUGGAGAUUGCAGCACUAGGUUUCCAAGGCAAUGGAGGAGAAGGUGGUACCAAUCAUGUCACAGAAGAGGCCAUAGAAAAAACACUAGCCUCGCUGGAAAAUCCCCUACAAAAGGAUUUCAUAUCCAAGUGUAUACAGAAGGACCCUAAGAAACGGCCCCAGGCCAGGGAGCUUCUAUUCCAUGAAAUUCUAUUUGAAGUUCAUUCACUGCUUCUUUUAGCUGCACAUGCCAUUGUACAUUCAUCAAUUUUACCUGAAAAUUUAACAGACCAAGCCAACAAAUACAAGUUGGAACCAAAUCAAGUGAUCGCAGAGAUUACACACCCUGAUGGCAGGGAAGGGGUGGUGUGGAGAGUGUCCAAGUGUCCUCCUAUGGAGCGGGAGAAAUUAUUAGAAGAUGUCAGAAAUGGUAUCUUCCCUCUGACUGCCUUUAAUGUACCCACACCCCCUCCUAAACCAAGGGCCAAAACUCCGGAGGUGGUGGAGUCCUCAAAGUCAGAAAUCCCAGAACCGGUGGACGUGGAGAAUCGCCUCGUCAUACAGUACUCCUGUUCGGUGAAGAAAACGGACGAACAAGGAGUGUACAAUCUCACCCUACAACUGAAGAUGGACGACAAAAUGAACAGGCAGUUGACAGCAGAGGUCAAUGAUGAAGACACACCAGAGAACUUGGCUCAAGAGCUGGUGCAUUAUGGCUUCAUUAAUCAGAAUGACCGUGAUAGUAUAACAAAACUGAUUGAAGAAUCCAUUCGCCCCUCCAUGUUAGAGAAUGGUAUAAUAGAAAAUGUUGCAACAGCUUGAUGUCUCCAUCUGUUGGUUUGAUGUGACAAUAAAGUACGAGUACACUCCAAACUACAAAAAACCAGUGUGGCCAUAUAACUUGCCUGUACUUGCCUUUUCACUCUGGGAAAAGCCCAGGAAAUAAAGGACAGUUUCAGGAAAUUAUGGAGAGCCAUGACGUUGUCAGUCCUCGUUCUUCAAAGUCAGUUGAUUAAAGUGAUGCCAGUUAUGAGGAUUUUUCACCUUACAUUAAGGUACACUGUAGUACAUGGUGCUGUCCUAUUAGAAAAUAUCCAUCAAGUAGCUCAAAGCUGAGGACACUUGUUGACCUUCUGUCCUUUGAUACUUAUUAAGAAGAGAACAUUUUAAAAGAUUAUUUUCAAAGUAUUAUACAUAAACGAAUUGUUAAACUUUUAUUUGGAGUAUGAAAUGGGUGAGACGUAUUUGAAUUAAUUUGAACCUUUACAUAAAGUUGCUUUGUUGAAUUGACUGGUUUAAAUAAAAUGCACAAAGAAUUCAAGUCUCAUCAAGGGGACUUUUCAUUUCAGUUGUGAAACAUUCAAUAUUUUCUUCUCAUCAACACCAUGGUGUAUAAAUAUAUGUACAUAGAUUUUGUAUAUACUGUAUAGAUUUGUGUAUAAACAUGUAUUCUUCAUUUACAAUUAUUUUAUUGCUUUUUUGUUAGAAUGAACAAAAUUUAUUGCAAUGAGUGAAAAGAAAAAAAAAGUUUUUGCCCUUAAGGUAUAUUGGCCAAGUAUAAAUGCAUUCAAAACAAUUUUGCUCCAGUUGUUUUAGCAUUUUGAUGAAUAAGCUAGGAUUUCAUAUGCCCUCUCUUUGAAUUUUAGGGCAAAAAAAGUGAAAUUGAUACAAUGUACUGAUAUUUCUCAUUUCCAGUUGUGUGAAUUAAAGAUUUUAAUGUAAAAUUUUAAAACAUGAAGUUUACAAUAUUUCAGUUUUAUCUUAUGUAUAAAGAAUUGCAGUUGUGCCAUAAUUUCAAGUAAAAAAGGGGCAUUAAAGUAAAUUAAGUGACAGUGUAUGCCAUGUAUUGAAUUACACUUAAAUUUUUUUUGUAUAUUUAUCAAUUAAUCACUCGUUACAGUUAGUGCACACAUCAUUGCUAUACAUACUGUUAACAACUCUUACAACAUUAACAAAAAAAGAGCCUUUUAGAUU